Molecule: messenger RNA, 4207 nt
Organism: Nannospalax galili (Upper Galilee mountains blind mole rat)
Lineage: Eukaryota; Metazoa; Chordata; Mammalia; Rodentia; Spalacidae
Gene: Tonsl
Product: tonsoku like, DNA repair protein
Exons: 26
Coding region: 50-4153 (1367 amino acids)
Molecular function (GO): protein binding
Source: RefSeq, a predicted model, not a curated record
GUCUCAGGGCAGCGCGGGAAACCCAGAGUCCCGUGGCUGCAGUGGCUGCAUGAAUAUGACCCUGGAACAGGAGCUCCGCCAGCUGAACAAAGCCAAGGCCAGGGCCCAAAGGAGCGGGCAGCUGCGCGAGGAGGCUGCCUGCUGCCACCAGCUUGGGGAGCUGCUGGCUGGCCAUGGACACUUCGCGGAGGCCUUGAAGGAGCACCAGCAGGAGCUACAUCUGCUGGAGAGCGCCCAGGACACCCUGGGCUGCGCUGUGGCCCACCGCAAGAUUGGAGAGCGGCUGGCUGAGAUGGAGGACUACUCUGCUGCUCUUCAGCACCAGCACUGCUAUCUGGAGCUAGCUGGUUCCCUGUCCAACCACACUGAGCUACAGAGGGCCUGGGCCACCAUUGGCCGCACCCACCUAGAUGUGUAUGAUCACUGCCAGUCAAGAGAUGCCUUACUGCAGGCACAGUCUGCCUUUGAGAAGAGCUUGGCUAUUGUGGAUGAGAAGCUGGAGGGGAAGCUGACCCAGCGAGAGCUGAGUGAGAUGAGGACCCGACUCUACCUCAACCUAGGCCUCACCUUUGAGAGUCUGCAGCAGACGGCCCUGUGCAAUGAAUACUUCAAAAAGAGCAUCUUUCUCGCUGAGCAGAACCAUCUCUACGAGGACCUGUUCCGAGCCCGCUAUAACCUGGGUACCAUCCACUGGCGUGGAGGGCAGCACUCACAGGCCAUGCGCUGCCUGGAGGGGGCCCGGGAAUGCGCACAUGCCAUGAAGAUGAGGUUCAUGGAGAGUGAGUGCUGUAUGGUGGUGUCCCAGGUGCUCCAAGAUCUGGGGGACUUUCUGGCUGCCAAACGAGCCCUGAAGAAGGCCUAUAGGUUGGGUUCCCAGAAGCCUAUGCAGAAAGUGGCUGUCUGUCAGAGUCUUAAAUAUGUGCUGGCAGUAAUCCAGCUGCAGCAGCGGCUGGAAGAGGCUGAGGGCAAUGACCCUCACGAUGCCAUGGCCAUCUGUGAACAGUUGGGGGACCUUUUCUCCAAGGCAGGUGACUUUCCCAAGGCAGCUGAAGCUUACCAGAAACAGCUACACUUUGCUGAGCUGCUAAACAGACCAGAUCUCGAGCUGGCUGUCAUCCAUGUGUCCCUGGCCACCACACUUGGAGAUAUGAAGGAUCACCACCAGGCUGUUUACCACUAUGAAGAGGAACUGAGGCUACGCAAGGGCAAUGCCCUGGAGGAAGCUAAGACUUGGUUCAACAUUGCACUGUCCCGUGAGGAUGCUGGUGAUACCUAUGAGCUGCUGGCACCAUGCUUCCAGAAGGCUUUUAGCUGUGCCCAGCAGGCCCAGCAGCUCCAGCUGCAGAGGCAGAUCUUACAGCACCUCCAUACUGUGCAACUAAGGUUGCAGCCCCAAGAGGCGCCUGGCACUAAAACUAGACUGCAGGAGCUGAGUAUGGCAAAAGACAAGGAGGAAGAGGAGGAGGAAGAGAAGGAAGAGGAAGAGUCAGCCAGUGAAGCCCUGGAGGCCAGUGACCUGGAACUCUCAGAGAGUGAGGAUGAUGCUGACAGCCUGUCUAAGCGGCUACAGGAGGAUGAGGAACUUCAGGGCUGUCUGGGCCGGCGGAAGGUAAACAAGUGGAAUCGGCGCAAUGACAUGGGAGAGACCCUGCUACACCGAGCCUGCAUCGAAGGCCACCUGCGCCGUGUCCAGGACCUUGUGAGACAGGGCCAUCCCCUGAACCCUCGAGACUACUGUGGCUGGACACCUCUACAUGAAGCUUGCAACUAUGGGCAUCUGGAGAUUGUCCGCUUUCUUCUGGACCACGGGGCAACAGUGGAUGACCCGGGUGGCCAGGGGUGUGAUGGCAUCACCCCCCUGCAUGAUGCCCUCAACUGUGGCCACUUUGAAGUAGCUGAACUACUCAUUGAGCGAGGAGCAUCCAUAACCCUUCGUACCAAGAAGGGUCACAGCCCACUGGAAACACUGCAACAGUGGGUGAAGUUGUACUUCAGGGACCUCGACCUUGAGACAAGACAGAAGGCGGCAUCCAUGGAGAAGAGGCUCCAGGUGACUUCCUCAGACCCAGCCCCCCACAGCUUCCCUGCCUUCCAGACCAUCCCAAGUAACCAUCUGUUUGACCCUGAGACCUCUCCUCCCUCAAGCCCCUGCCCAGAAUCCUCAUGUACUCUUAGACCUUCAAAGGCCUCUCCAGCCCCUUCCAAGGUCUCUCCAGAGGCUGUGUUACCUGUGGCCAGACCUCGAAAGAACAGGCACAGGCCAGCCAGCAGCAGUAGCAGCUCAGAGGGUGAGGACAGUAUGGGACCCUGCAGGCCAUCCGAGAAGAGGUUAAGAUGGUCUGCUACAGCACAGCUGGAAGACGCCCGGAAGCCUAGCCUUGCCAGCAGCAGAGAGACAGCCAUAGCAAGUGCUGGCCAAGCUGCUUACCGGGCAGCCAUUCGAGGAGUGGGCAGUGCCCAGAGUCGUCGUUUGGCACCCAGCGUGCCUCGGGGCUCAGACCAAGUCCCUGCCCCCAAGGCAGCACUCAUUCCAGAGGAAGAAUACCUGGCUGGGGAGUGGCUGGAGUUAGAUGCACCUGUGACCCGCAGUAGCAGGCCUACUACUUCAGGGUCAGACUAUGAGCGGUGCCCUGUCAGGACCCGUGCUCGUGACAGGCAGAACCGCCCGACAUGUCUUGAGCAUUGGCGUGUACUGGACAAAACAGGAGAUGGCAGCCUGGCUGCAGAACCUCCUGCAAACUCCAGCAUGCUUAGGGCCUCAGAGCCCAGCAGGGAAAACCCUGUAGUAGGACAACCCUCGCUUCUGGUCCAGGCCCCUCCCAUCCGAGUUCGAGUUCGAGUUCAGGAUAACCUUUUCCUCAUCCCUGUCCCAUAUAGCAGUGAUAGCUGCUCUGUGGCUUGGCUAGCAGAGCAGGCUGCCCAACGCUAUUACCAAACUUGUGGACUGCUGCCAAAGCUAACCCUGAAGAAGGAGGGAGCACUGCUGGCCCCACAGGACCCCAUCCUUGAUGUGCUGCAAAGUGACGAUGAGGUGUUGGCUGAGGUAACUUCGUGGGACCUUCCCCCACUGACUGACCGCUACCGCAGGGCCUGCCAGAGCCUGGGGCAAGGGGAGCACCAGCAAGUGCUGCAGGCCAUGGAGCGUCAGAGUUCAGGCCCCUCGUUCAAUGCCUGUUCCCUGGCCCUGCACCAGGCCCAGCUCAUACCCUUGCUGCGGGCCCUCAAGUUACACACAGUACUACGAGAGCUGCGCCUGGCAGGGAACCGAUUAGGUGACAGAUGUUCUGCUGAGCUGUUGGCUGCCUUGGGUACCAUGCCUAAUCUGGUCCUCCUUGACCUCUCUUCCAAUCACUUGGGCCAGGAAGGUCUGCGCCAGCUUGUUGGAGACUCUUUGGGCCAAGCUGCUUUACAGAACUUGGAGGAACUGGACUUAAGCAUGAACCCACUGGGAGAUGGCUGUGGCCAAGCCCUGGCUUUCCUUCUGCGAUCCUGCCCCAUGCUUAGCACCCUGCGCCUACAGGCCUGUGGUUUGGGCCCCAGCUUCCUCCUAAGUCACCAGGCUGCUCUGGGUAGCGCCCUCCAAGAUGCUGAGCACCUGAAGACCUUGUCUUUGUCUUACAAUGCACUGGGUACUCCUGCUCUGGCCAGGAUCCUGCAGAGCCUACCUGUCCAUGUCCUCCUACACCUAGAGCUUGGCUCUGUGGCAGCCAGCAAGAGUGAUUUGAACCUCAUAGAGCCUAUUGUCAGAUAUUUGACCAAGGAAGGCUGUGUUCUGGCUCACCUAACUCUUUCUGCAAACCACCUGAGUGAUAAGGCUGUGAGAGAGCUGAGCAGGUGUCUCCCUUGCUGUCCCUCACUUGUCUCCCUGGACCUGUCUGCCAACCCUGAGGUCAGCGAUGCUAGUCUGGAGGCACUCCUAUCUGCCCUCCAGGAGAGACCAAAAGGCCUCAGUUUCCUUGGCCUGUCAGGCUGUUCCAUCGAGGGGCCCCUGAGUCCUGGCCUCUGGGACAAGAUAUUUAUGCAGCUGCGGGAGCUGCAGCUGUGCAGCAGACACCUGUGCCCUGAGGACCGAGAUGCCCUGUGCCAGCGGCUGCCGGGCUCCGGCACAUGUACACUGGACCGAGGCCCCAAGCUCUUCUUUCAGAACCUCUGACCCUGGUCGGGUUCUCUGCCGACAAAGCCUUAAUAAACAAAGCUGCUAUCUCCA